AUGACGACACAAACACGUCACUGUGAGGAGACUGAGACAGUGACGACACGAACUCGUCACCGAGAGGAGACUGUGACGGUGACGACACGGACACGUCACCGAGAGGAGACUGUGACGGUGACGACACGGACACGUCACCGAGAGGAGACUGUGACGGUGACGACACAGACGCGUCAUCGAGAGGAGACUGUGACGGUGACGACACGGACUCGUCACCGAGAUGAGACAGUGACGACACGGACACGUCACCGAGAGGAGACUGUGACGGUGACUACACGGACACGUCACCGAGAGGAGAUUGUGGCGGUGACGACAAGGACACGUCACCGAGAUGAGACUGUGACGAAACGGACACGUCACCGAGAGGACACUGUGACGGUAACGACACGAACACGUCACCGAGAGGACACUGUGACGGUGACGACACGGACACGUCACCGAGUUGAGAUUGUGGCGGUGACGACACGGACACGUCACCGAGAGGAGAUUGUGGCGGUGACGACACGGACACGUCACCGAGAGGAGACUGUGACGACACGGACACGUCACCGAGAGGAGACUGUGACGACACGGACACGUCACCGAGAGGAGACAGUGACGACACGGACACGUCACCGAGAGGAGACUGUGACGGUGACGACACGGACACGUCACCGAGAAGAGACUGAGACUGUGAUGACACGGACACGUCACCGAGAGGAGACUGUGACGGUGACGACACGGACACGUCACCGUGAGGAGACUGUGACGGUGACGACACGGACACGUCACCGAGAGGAGUCUGAGACUGUGACGACACGGACACGUCACCGAGAGGAGACUGUGACGACACGGACACGUCACCGAGAGGAGACUGUGACGGUGACGACACGGACACGUCACCGUGAGGAGACUGUGACGACACGGACACGUCACCGAGAGGAGACUGUGACGACACGGACACGUCACCGAGAGGAGACUGUGACGGUGACGACACGGACACGUCACCGUGAGGAGACUGUGACGGUGACGACACGGACACGUCACCGAGAGGAGACUGAGACUGUGACGACACGGACACGUCACCGAGAGGAGACUGUGACGACACGGACACGUCACCGAGAGGAGACUGUGACGGUGACGACAUGGACACGUCACCGAGAGAAGACUGUGACGGUGACGACACGAACACGUUACCGAGAGGAGACUGAGACUGUGACGACACGGACACGUGACCGAGAGAAGACUGUGACGGUGACAACACGAACACGUGACCGAGAGAAGACUGAGGCAAUCCAGAUACAGUCGCUGAUCGAUCCUAUUCUUACUUUUGAUCUUAGUCAGCCCCCAAUCAGACCCUGA
Molecule: messenger RNA, 1341 nt
Organism: Pecten maximus
Lineage: Eukaryota; Metazoa; Mollusca; Bivalvia; Pectinida; Pectinidae
Product: endochitinase 2-like
Exons: 1
Coding region: 1-1341 (446 amino acids)
Source: RefSeq, a predicted model, not a curated record